GCUCUCUGUAACCUAACUAUAAAAGUCUUUGUUCUGUUUUUAAGCAUUCCUGCAACAUAUAUUCUUUUUGAUGGGUGUUUUUAGUAUUUGAUGUAUUAACUAUACUUAUUCUCUGGCUAUGUAUUCAAUUUUUCUAGCUUCCUGCAGAAUGUUUUAAUACCCCAAUGCAUCUUUUAUUUAUCAUUUGGCAACAUGUUAAAUUAAAAAAUAAAAGGAACAGAGGAUAGAAGGUUAUUUUGUCAGACUAGCUGAUCAGUUAAUUUAUGACCUGGCUUUUAUCAGCAAAAUUGGAAAUUCACGUUUUCAAUUCAGUUUGCCCUGUUAAAUGCACUCUAUCUUUGACACCCUGUACAUUUAAUACUAGAACUACUGCAUUCAUAUUUUAUAUUUGUUUUAAUGUUUGAUUCGCUUUAAAAUCCGUCUGCCUCCACAGAUGAUGGUGGCAAUUCUCUUUCUUUGCACAGUUUGUAAAACAGAAGUCCCAAAUGAAAGCAAUAGUGAACCUCUAAUUUAAACUGCAGUUUAAGAAUGUGUUGUUUGAUCCCUUUCCUCUGAAAUGAAAGCUGGAUAUAGAACAAAAUGCAGUGUUUUCUUUCUUCAGGUAUUCAGAUCACUAUGGCAACUGCAAGAAACAUGAUGAGAGCUGUCAGAGUUUUUGAGUUUGGUGGACCUGAAGUGCUUAAGCUCCAGUCAGAUGUCUUGCUGCCUGUUCCAAAAGAAAACCAGGUUUUAAUCAAAGUCCAUGCAUGUGGAGUAAACCCUGUGGAGACAUACAUUCGUUCUGGUGCAUAUUCUAGAAAGUCACCAUUGCCGUAUACGCCUGGCUCUGAUGUGGCUGGAGUAAUUGAAGCAGUCGGGGAACAUGUCACUUUAUUCAAGAAAGGUGACAGGGUUUUUACCAGUGGUACCAUCUCUGGUGGCUAUGCAGACUAUGCAGUUGCUUCAACUGACACCGUCUUCCCUUUGUCAGAUAAACUGGACUUCAAGCAAGGUGCAGCCAUUGGGAUCCCAUAUUUCACUGCUUUCCAUGCUCUCUUUCAAAAAGGACGUGCCAAAGCUGGAGAAAGUGUGCUAGUCCAUGGAGCAAGUGGUGGAGUUGGAAUAGCAACAUGCCAGAUUGCCCGAGCUUAUGGCUUAAAAGUUUUGGGUACAGCCGGAACGCCGGAAGGAAUGAACAUUGUUUUGAGAAAUGGAGCCCACAAAGUAUUCAAUCACAGAGAAGCUGAUUAUGUUGAUAAGAUUAAGGAAUUCAUUGGCAUGCAGGGAGUUGAUGUGAUAAUAGAAAUGCUAGCUAACGUCAAUCUUGCCACUGAUUUGCAUCUGCUGUCACAGGGAGGAAGGGUGAUGAUAGUGGGCAGUAGAGGUCCUAUUGAGAUCAGUCCAAGAGAUACUAUGAGUAAAGAAUCCAGCGUAAUUGGGGUCGCCUUAUUUUCAGCAACUAAGGAGGAGAUGCGUCAGUGUGCUGCAGCACUUCUUGCUGGCAUAGAAGCCAGCUGGCUGAGACCAGUCAUUGGCCCUGAGUAUCCAUUGGAGAAAGUGGCUAAGGCUCAUGAAAACCUCAUUCACAGCAGUGGUGCCUUGGGAAAGAUGGUGCUCCUAAUCUGAGAAGUUAUGUAAAAUAAAGUCUUUUCCCACUUAAACUGUGGUUUUCUUGCCAUACAUUUAUAUGGCUCAUUUAUCACAUUUUGUAAACUAUGCUAGUGAUCAGAUUUUACAG
Messenger RNA from Gavialis gangeticus (Gharial), 1717 nucleotides. It is a transcript of the gene CRYZ, whose product is annotated as crystallin zeta. The transcript is spliced from 8 exons. Gene Ontology annotation, cellular component: cytosol. Gene Ontology annotation, molecular function: quinone reductase (NADPH) activity; NADPH binding; zinc ion binding. Lineage: Eukaryota; Metazoa; Chordata; Crocodylia; Gavialidae. The record is from RefSeq and is a predicted model, not a curated record. Bases 580 to 1605 code for a protein of 341 amino acids.